Molecule: messenger RNA, 1407 nt
Organism: Musa acuminata AAA Group (dessert banana)
Lineage: Eukaryota; Viridiplantae; Streptophyta; Magnoliopsida; Zingiberales; Musaceae
Product: oleoyl-acyl carrier protein thioesterase 1, chloroplastic-like
Exons: 7
Coding region: 50-1147 (365 amino acids)
Biological process (GO): fatty acid biosynthetic process
Molecular function (GO): acyl carrier activity; fatty acyl-[ACP] hydrolase activity
Source: RefSeq, a predicted model, not a curated record
UCGUGGAGUGCUGUAAGGGAGGUGACGCGAAUCACGAGGUAGCCGGUGGAUGGCGGAGAUGCUGCGAUUCUGCGCGGCGGCGGGCCUUAUCAGGUACAGCGAGGCGGCGGUGGCGGCGGCCGAAUGCCGCGGCCGGAGGAGGUGGGCGGCGGUUCGGUGCUCCUCCAGAGCGAUCCCCGGGCAGGAGGCGGCGGACGUGGCGGCGGCGUCGAGGCUAGUCGCCGGGGUGGGGGCGGUGGGCGGGGCAGAAGGCAAGGGGCUGUCGGAGCGGUUGCGCCUGGGGAGUCUGGUGCCGGAUGGGCUGUCGUAUAAGGAGAGCUUCGUAGUGCGGUGCUACGAGGUGGGGAUCAACAAGACGGCUACCGUGGAGACGAUCGCCAAUCUACUCCAGGAAGUAGGAUGCAACCAUGCACAGAGUGUGGGGUUCUCCACUGAUGGAUUUGCUACGACGCCUACCAUGAGGAAGCUCCGCCUAAUAUGGGUGACUUCUCGCAUGCACAUUGAGAUAUACAAGUAUCCUGCUUGGGGUGACGUGGUUGAGAUAGAGACAUGGUGCCAAGGGGAGGGAAGAAUUGGAACCAGGCGUGAUUGGAUUCUCAAGGAUUUGGCCACUGGUGAAGUAAUUGGAAGAGCUACAAGCAAGUGGGUAAUGAUGAACCAAGACACACGGAAGCUUCAACGAGUAAGUGAUGAAGUCAGGGAAGAAUAUCUUGUGUAUUGUCCAAGAACUCCUAGAUUAUCAUUUCCAGAAGAAAACAAUGGCAGCCUGAAGAAAAUUCCCAAGCUUGCAGAUCCUGCUCAAUAUUCAAGAUUAGGACUUGUGCCAAGAAGAGCUGAUUUGGACAUGAACCAACACGUAAACAAUGUGACUUACAUUGGAUGGGUCCUUGAAAGCAUGCCUCAAGAAAUUAUUGACACCCAUGAGCUGCAGACAAUCACUCUAGAUUAUAGGCGAGAAUGCCAACAUGACGACGCAGUGGAUUCACUUACCAGUUCAGAAUUUGCGGAAAAUGGUAGCACAAAUGGGAUUGCCACCACAAAGCCACAUGAUCAGGAGCUCCAGCAGUUCUUGCAUUUCUUGAAAUCGUCUGGCACCGGUCUUGAAAUAAAUCGAGGCCGGACAGAGUGGAGGAAACUGAUUCGUUAAGGUUUUGGUUCAUGUACACCAGUUUUUGCUAGCAGAUAAGAGAACUGGUUGGUUAAGUUAUUUUAAUUAUGUUGCAUGUUUACCUGGUAAAUUUCAUCAUUGAUAUUGCGUUAGCUUUGGACAUACUUAUUAUUGCUCUACCGAGAGGACAUUGGACUGUCAAGCAAGCGAUCUUGAUUCCUUUUCUUAAUGAGCCAUGUAAGAUUUGGGUGUAGCAACCAAUGUAUGCUUGGAGACCAAUAAAUUAUUCAGUUUGUUAA